Vanrija pseudolonga is the source of this 1047-nucleotide messenger RNA. It is a transcript of the gene yrbE, whose product is annotated as putative oxidoreductase YrbE. Gene Ontology annotation, cellular component: cytoplasm. Gene Ontology annotation, molecular function: nucleotide binding; oxidoreductase activity. Gene Ontology annotation, biological process: NADPH regeneration. The transcript is spliced from 4 exons. The record is from RefSeq and is a predicted model, not a curated record. Bases 1 to 1047 code for a protein of 348 amino acids. NCBI's taxonomy places the organism in Eukaryota, Fungi, Basidiomycota, Tremellomycetes, Trichosporonales, Trichosporonaceae.
AUGACCUCGUACACCACGGCCAGCGACCGACCGGCUGAUGGCAAGCGACUGCGCGUCGCUGUGCUCGGUUGCGGGCGUAUGGGCCAGCGACAUGCGCUGAAUCUGCACAACUUGACGCCUCGUGCGCAUCUCAUCGCGCUGUGCGACCCUUCCCCCGCCGCAGCGAGAUGGGCGGCCUCCCACCUCCCAGACAUACGGUUGCACACUGAUCCCGAGGAAGUCUUCGCGUCGUCAGAUGUCGACGCGGUCAUCAUCGCGACGAUCACAGCCACGCACGGUCCACUGACCCUCCGUGCGAUCGAGGCGGGGAAGCACGUUCUCCUCGAGAAGCCGAUCGCGCUCGACGUGGACGAUGCGCGACCUGUCGUCGCGGCGGCGGAAAGCGCACGAAUCAAGGUCAUGCUCGGCUUCCUGCAUGACCACCUGCGCGAGUCCUCUGGCAAAGUGUACCUCCUCAAGUCGACCACACAAGACCCGUACGACACGACGGGCUUCUUCGUGCAGUACGCGCCGCACUCGGGCGGCAUCUACACCGACUGCGGGAUCCACGAUAUCGACAUGAGCCGGUGGCUUCUCGGCGGCGAGCGCCCGAAGAGCGUGUACGCUACAGGCAGCAUCACGCUCGUUCCCGAGCUCGCGGCGCUCGGCGACGUCGACAACGGACUGGCAGUCAUCACGUUCGCGAGUGGCGCGCAGUGCACGCUCCACCUCAGCCGUACCGGCAUGGGCGGGUACGAGAGCGUCGUGGAAGCGUACUCGACCACUGGCAAGGCCGUCGUCGACACGCCGGCCGUGGCGCGCGUCGCUGUCACGGACGGGCAGGGCCGCAGGCUGCCCGGGGCUGGGCCGAGCUACAUCGACCGCUUUGGCGACGCGUUCGUGCGCGAGGUCGCCGCGUUUGUGGACUGCGUGCUGGAUGACACUCCCGUGCCCACCACUGCUCGCGACGCGCUACAGGCUGGACUCAUCGCCAAGGCGUUGACGCACUCGCUCAAGACUGGCCUGCCAGUGGUGUUCGACGGCGACGGCGAGCCGCUCCUGUCGUGA